GACCCACUACGGACCCCUUUUCCCGCCUCCGAGAUAGAAUUAGAAUCUGUCUCCUAUUAGAAGAAACAGUCUCAAUUAGAAGUUUCUUAUUUGCGAUUGUGUUCACUUAACCUAAGCCAUUUUCCCUUGAUUUUUGUCGCAGUUGUAGCAUUCAUGUUAGAUUGCAUUAGACUCUCUCUGAACACUUUAAUUUUAAUUUCCCGUGAUAUCAUACAAAACUCUAUUAUGUGAAGUUUUCCUGUGAAUUUUAUCUCCUUCAUAAAUUUGCCAAAAGUGCUAAGUGAAAAUAAAGUAAAUCAUUUCGAGAUAGCUUUCAUUUUCAGAAAUAAUAAAUAAUAAAUCCACAGCUGAUUUAGCCUAAUUGCUUUAAUUCAUGGGUGUUGUGGGAUUUCAAAAUCGUUUGGAUAUUUUUUUACAGUGGCUCUAGGACAGGAUUUCUAGAGAAACAUCGUGAAAUAAAAAUAGAACCCGUUACAAAACGCCACGUUGCUCUAAAAGCUUCAUGGGUCAAGGGGAGGAACUUUAGUAAUCCCAUGCAUACGCGAGAACGUACGCUUUAUUAUUUAUGGCUUACGUGUCGAGCCGGGAGCGAAUUAUUCAUGAAUAAGGACUCUCAUUUGCGUCAUCGAGUUCCGGGGCGACCCCGAAUGCCAGCCGAGAGCCUACCGGGAGAAGACACGACGAUAAGAAGUGGUAUGUCAAGAUUCGCGAUGCGGCCCACACGCGUGCUGUCACACACGUGAAAUUGGCAUGUUGCGUUGCAUCAGCCUGGCCUCUUGGCCGUUUAGCCAAUUAGAACGCAUCGUUAUUGACUUUGCGCGCUCCAAUUGGUUCUAAUCAAAACACCGGGUGCCUCGCGUAAAACCAGCGAACCGUGUAGAUGUAAACACAGAAUAUUUUUUACCCACCUAGACGAGCAUCCCCAUUAAUUCUAAACACGGAUGUCGAGAGAGCAGGGUCAAAACAAUUUUGACGAAAAAGCAAAGCCAUGAUCGAAAAAAAGAGGAAUACAAUUGCUAACGAUGACGAUGAGGAAUACAGUUCCUCUGAUUCAAUCUGGGUGUUUGGGUACGGAUCUUUGAUCUGGAAGCCUGACUUCACGUACGAGAGAAGUGUUGUUGGCCACAUCAGAGGGUUCGAGCGCAAGUUUUGGCAAGGAAGUGUAUGGCACAGGGGAAACGAGGAAACGCCUGGAAGGGUCGUUACGCUGGAGGAGCAUUUAGAGGGUCAAGUGUGGGGCGUCGCUUAUAAAGUAUCAGGGGAGGACAUCGACACAGCCCUGGGGCGGCUGAACAAGAGAGAAAUCGCUCUUGGAGGCUAUGAGCUGCACAACCUGACAUUCUACCCCCAAGAUCAGUCCCUCGAACCCUUCAAUGCGCUGCUUUACGCCGCUACGCCAGAGAAUUCACUGUAUUUUGGCAAGGAAACACCAGAGAAGCUAGCCUUGCAGAUAGUGUCGGCUCAUGGUGUGAGCGGGCCUAACGUAGAGUACCUGUUUCGAAUAGCGGACUUCAUGCGGUCCAAAGUCCCUCAAGUCGAAGACAAACACUUGUUUGCAGUGGAUAAAAUAGCAAGACAAACACUAGGCCUAGAUGAUGUCAAAAUACAAACGUGGACUGAAAUUAUGAAGAACAACAACGCGAGUUUAAAUAGAAAGUUUGUUUUCGCGCUAUAGUAGGUUUUUGCACUUUAAUAGUGGUUUAUUGUUUGAUCUCGUUUUUGUCGAGACAGUUUGUAUAUAAAUAGUUAUGAAUAUUGUACAUAAGGACGCAGGUGUCUCCUUGAUGAGGUUUCUCCAAAUUUACACAUAAGUGUGUUUAUAAUUAUUGGUCAAUCAAUUUGUCUAUUUAAAUGAGUUAUCAGUGAUUAUUGUCUAACGAUAUGGACGCCCUACCAUUAUUAGAGUAACGAACAAUUUAUUUGAUGAAAAAUAAUAACAAGAGGCCUUGCCUAACUGCCAUGAGAACAAUAAUAGCUCAGCAUUAUCAGAAAGAUGAUCGUGUCACACAAUCAAAUGUGUCGCGCAAAUUGACAAGAAAACAAUAACACAGCAUUAUCAGGAAGAUAGUCGUGUCACGCUUGUGUCACACAAUCAGAUAUGUCACGCUAGUUGAUAAGUAUUUUUUUCAAAAUAACAUAGAGUUUUAGAUUUUUUUUAGAUAAUUUGCCUGUGUCUUUAGCGUGGCAUCAGCUCUGGUUCAUUUGUUUGGUUUAAUCAAACAAACUCAUACCAGGCUAUGAAUAAAACAGCCAGAGAAUUGUAGAAUAGCUCUCCUUGAAAAGUGCUUAUAUAACUCUAGGGCUAAUAGAAUAAACCAGUAAUUGCCGGUCGCAUUAUCACCAGCACUUGUGGCUGACAGGAGCAGAUCCAGGCUUCUAGCCGGGGCAGAACAAAACAUUUAAAAUUAUUUUCACAUGUGGUUUAUCCCAUCCAGUGUUGUUUUUCAUACUGGUCUUCCCAAUAAAAUGAAGACCUUUUAAGGUCUUAAAAUUUGCAAUAGUUAGCUAAAGUUAAAGGUGUAGGACAAUGAAUGUUAUCAAGUAUUUCCUUUCAUUGUUCAGCUGAAUAAAUUCACACACGUUUUUAAA
Molecule: messenger RNA, 2589 nt
Organism: Nematostella vectensis (starlet sea anemone)
Lineage: Eukaryota; Metazoa; Cnidaria; Anthozoa; Actiniaria; Edwardsiidae
Product: glutathione-specific gamma-glutamylcyclotransferase 1
Exons: 3
Coding region: 989-1675 (228 amino acids)
Biological process (GO): glutathione catabolic process
Cellular component (GO): cytoplasm
Molecular function (GO): glutathione specific gamma-glutamylcyclotransferase activity; gamma-glutamylcyclotransferase activity
Source: RefSeq, a predicted model, not a curated record